GAUCUUUCGUGAUAUGAUCGGCGUGAGGCGUUGAAUUUCUGAGGGGUUUUGAUCCGGUGGCCGGGUUUCCCCUUUACUUUUGGUUUGUCGUUGUGUUUCGGUUUUUCGGGCGUAUUUCUCGACGCACUAGAGGUUCUUCACUGGCGUAAAGAACCAGGGAGGGUGUUCGUACGGAGAAGUAGAUAGUCGAAAAGUAGCCGUUACGUAGGUCGCAGCUGGGACAACUAUAAAGGUAUGUGCUGAGAGGCUUUGGAUGAUAGUGAGGAGUCCCCGUGUUCUCUCGAGAAUUGGGGCCUCUCCUCCUUCUCCCUCUCUCCUCUUGCAUGCGAGCUAAUACACACAGCUAUACAGCAGCCCCAAGUCCACCGGCCCUUAACAGGGCUAGGGCUCACGAACAGGUUUGCAUCGCGAACAUGACAGAAACAGAGAAGGUAAGGAGACAAGAGGAGAGGGCGACGGAGGCGAAGAAAGGACCGAGCGGGGGAGGCAAGCAAGUAAGUCAGAAGAAGUCCGAGAAAAAGCGGAAGGCGAAUGAUAGAGUGCGCAAAAUCUCCAAUAGGGAAAAGCACAAGCUGAGAGUCGGGUCGUGGAACGUGUGCGGGUUCNAGGUAAGGAGACAAGAGGCGAGGGCGACGGAGGCGAAGAAAGGACCGAGCAGGGCAGUCGAACAAGCAAGUCAGAAGAAGUCCGAGAAGAAGCGGAAGGCGAACGAUGGUGUGCGCAAAAUCUCCAAUAGGGAAAAGCGCAAGCUGAGAGUCGGGUCGUGGAACGUGUGCGGGUUCGCAAGGAGUAAGCGCAAGCGGUUGGAAAUAGUGGACCAAGUAGAACAGAACAAAGCGAUCUAG
Messenger RNA from Ectocarpus sp. CCAP 1310/34, 845 nucleotides. The record is from the annotation of a GenBank genome assembly. NCBI's taxonomy places the organism in Eukaryota, Phaeophyceae, Ectocarpales, Ectocarpaceae.